Molecule: messenger RNA, 840 nt
Organism: Helianthus annuus (common sunflower)
Lineage: Eukaryota; Viridiplantae; Streptophyta; Magnoliopsida; Asterales; Asteraceae
Exons: 3
Coding region: 1-840 (279 amino acids)
Source: RefSeq, a predicted model, not a curated record
AUGACGGAAAGAGGUAACAAUGAUUCGGUGCCGACGGUCACCGAACAGAUGAAAGAGGUAAUUGCCGAAGAAGUAGGGAAGGCAAUUGAGAGUAGUCUAUCCAGUUUCAUAGACAAAAAUCAAAAUACAGUGCUGUCGUUAGUUGAGGAGUGGGUUAAAAGGUUGGAUGACAAUGUUGACCCGAUAAUAUGCCAAAGAUGGCUAAGCGAUGUUGAAGGGGUAUUUGAGAGGACCCACUGCGACGUGAGCGAUUUUGUGGCUUACGGAACGGGUCAGUUGAGGGGUCAAGCCAAAGACUGGUGGGAUAACAAAAAGAAAGAGAUCGGAACUGAAGCGGCAAGGGCCAUGACAUGGGACGAGUUUAAGGUACCAUUCCUUAAACAUCACAGUCCCAAGGCGGUCAUUAACAGAAUCAAGGAGGAGUUCAUCCAGUUAAGGCAAAGGGGUGAAACGAUUGAUAAAAUCACGGGUAUAUUCAUGGCUAAGCUGAGCGCUGAGUAUCGGGAAUUCAUGACUCCUUCCAAGUAUGAGACGCUCACCGAGAUCAUAAAUACGGCUCGGGAAAGAGAAAUCGAACUUAAAAAGCAAAUAGAACGGGGUGAACGAAGGGUAGUGGAAGUUAACCCGAGCCCUACAAAGAAGGCUCGAACGACUGAGUCGGUGAAGAAGACGGAUGCGAAGGGUGGAUCGCCGAGUUGCAAAGUAUGUGGAAAGGGGCACAAGGGUGAGUGCCGCUUCAAAGACAAACCGUGUCCCAUAUGCGGGAAGACGGGGCACACCGCGUCGUUAUGUUCGGAAAAAGGUCUCCGUUUGCUACAAGUGUUACCAACCAGGCCAUAA